Ophidiomyces ophidiicola is the source of this 870-nucleotide messenger RNA. RefSeq lists its product as uncharacterized. The transcript has 2 exons. The coding region runs from base 1 to 870 and encodes 289 amino acids. Lineage: Eukaryota; Fungi; Ascomycota; Eurotiomycetes; Onygenales; Onygenaceae. The record is from RefSeq and is a predicted model, not a curated record.
AUGCACUUCACGCUCAAAGAUGUAUUGUACUACCUUUCAUUAUACGGGGUCUUCAAGGACUCCCACCAGCGCUGGAAAAAGGCCUUGAAAGCGCGAAAACUGAGGCACCCUUUGACCCUCCCAUUGCCUGAUGGAACACCCUUGCCCGUGUACCGGCGGAAAAAGCAACCCCUAAUUUACCAGCCACAGGCAGACUCCAUAUUCUUUGUGUUGCCGCUAGAAUUACGAAGGGAGAUUUACUCAUAUGUGUUUGGCGGGAGACCGAUCAAGAGGCCCUUCGCCGUGAGAUGCACCGACUGGCAUCGAGUUGGGCUUCACAACCAUAAUGAACCGCAACAGCCGCGUGCUCCACAGCGGAUCCAGUGGGUCGACAUUAUCCCCAUAGCACUGCUUCAAACGUGCAGGAAGAUUUAUUCCGAAGCCAUAGACGUGUUCUAUUCAGAAGCGAUAUUUAAAGCCUUUACGCCCGUGGACGUAGACCGGAUGUUUCUUGGCCUUCCAGUCCAGCGCACGGAUUGCAUUCGUUCUAUCUGGAUCGAUAUCCGCUUCGCAAUCACCUGCUCUCUGCAAUGCGAUGGCCUUGAGGAGAUUUUCGACGAAGGUACUUGGUCCGAAGUGGUAAAGUCGCUUGCCAAGCUACCCCAGCUUCGCAACGUUCGGGUAUCGUUCAUGAAAGACGAAUUGACCGGAGGCGAUUACUGUGGCCACCUGCUGGAGCGUUGUGUGCUACCAGCAUUGGCUGUGGUCCCAAGAGUCCCAAAGUAUGAGUUUCUUGUGAAUUUUGAGGUGAAGACGCCCGACAACGUGCCAUUUCAGGUCAAGCGGAUCCGCGCAAGCAGGCUGCGGCAGGGUCGGAUAUGGGCGGAAUAG